GGAAGCAUAGGUACUUCACAAUAGUUGAAUCAUGAUGAACAACGCCAAAACGAUCCGUGCUACUGUUUUACACCUCGCUUAUUAACCAAACUGUACAGCGACAUUUUCAACACCAUUGCCAUGGUAAAUUUAUGUUUAUUGCAAUACAUUUAUUUGAGGCAACAACAUGCAGUUUGUAUAUGAAAGCUAGUUAGCUGGCUAACAUUAGCUUGCCUCGUGUGGGUUAACUGAGCGACACACACUGAGACAUAACAUAGGCGACACCGGACAAGAAGCUAGCUAUAAUGCCAAGUAGGCACGCUGCUGUGGAGGUAACUAGUUAUAACAAUAUCUUUAGCUAAUUUGAUUGAUAAAGAAAGUUAGUUAGCUAGGUAGUAAAUAUAGCUAGCUAAAAAGAUGUUGCCGGGUUCUCCAAAACAUGUUGUAACCAUGUCAAUGUAACACCAGCUCCCCAAAAUAUUUCAAAAUUAGCUAGUUAACUAUCAGACAAUUUACUGUUACCUAGCAAAUAAAAAAACUAUUACUCUAGCUAGCAAUUUUUUGCUAAUGUUGUUCACAACUCACAGGUCAAUUUUUUUUGUCUUCCCAUUCUUUUCAUCCUCCUAGGUACCCACAGACUUUCAAGCAUUGGUCCAUCGAUUUUACGCCGUUCAAGCUGAAAGGGUAGAAGCGUACAGGCUUUUCGAUGAGUAAGUAGGCCUGCAUUAUUUUCAGUUGGUGCAUAGAUGCACUUCCUGCCUUUCUGUUCAUUUAAAGUAGGUGAAGGUGGUCUAAUAUUAUGUUUAUUUCUCUCCAGAGGCCAUGAAGCAUACUUGAGGACCGGGCCCCACUAUGACUUCGACCACUACAGGCAGCUGGUGCAUGAGAUAACGCAGGCUUUCUGUGGCCUCUCAAAGGAGGUGCUAGAGAUCAAGGAGCAGCUGCACCAAGACUUCAACCGUCCAGAUCUCUCCGAACACAUUGACAAGCUGCAGAGUAAAGAAAAGCAGAAGCUUGAGCUGGUAAACACUCUCUUACCUACCUCUUUGACCUGGGACAGACUUUAAGGAAACUCCUGACCUGUAAAACGACUAACCAAAAUUGAACUGACCCUUACCUUAACCAACCCCAUAACCACAUUUUAACAAAUUCUGAAAUUAAAUAUUGUUUUUCCGGUCAGGUGUGUUAGUAUAGCCUGAGUGCCAGUCUGUUUGUGCCAUCCUGCCACCUUCUUGUCACUCAUUGUCAUGCCAAACAUGGCUUAACUAUGAGCAAUGGAGUUGGCAAGCACACAAACGGAUCUGGAACCAGGCUAUAAACCCCUAACCCCCCCCAGUGUGCACUUGCUCACUCCUCACAAAUUGAAAGAUUGUAUCGGUGUAAAUAUGAGAAAAAUUAAUUGUGUAGCAUAUUUUUUACACCAGGUUUAGUUGGACUGAAUCGAUGUGCAGCCUCUGUAACAGUGCUCAGUUGACUGAUGUUGGCGUUUAGGGAUUACAUAUGGAUAUCAAGCAUUGAAUUUUAAAUAGCUUAGAAGAGUUUUCAGUUGAGCAUGCAUAUAUUUACAGUACAGUGCAGUUCUGCAACUCCAGUUCUGGGGAUCUACUGGAUGUGCCUGCUUUUAUUCUAGACCAUCAAUAUCACACCUGAUUCAACUAAUUAAAAUCAUGAUCUUCACACUCUGGGACAUGAUUAGCAGAAUCCAGUGUGUUACUAAAGGGCUGGAACAAAUACCUGCACACCCAGUAGCUCUCCAGGACCCGUUUUGAGGCUUCUGUAAUAGUGCAUCACCUCCAAGGUUCAUCAUCAGACUUCCAUCAGUCAGCCACAAGGGGUCAGAUUUCUCCCCUGAGAACGUAACACAUCCUGUAUUUCCUGCUUCAUCAGUGUUCAUUGUUCAGCAAUUGAACAUGACAAGGUAAAUUCAUUAUUGUUAUCAAUAGAGAGAAGCAAUCAUGCAACAAUUGACACAAAUAGUAGAGAAAUAUUUUAAUGAUCACGCUUUGUAAUGCACAAUUGUAAUGUGAAGCUCAGAAUCUGUCAGUAAACGGGAAUUUAACAAGAUUUAAAUAAUGGCUUCCAUUUUCCACACUUAAUUUUCAUCACGUCAGAUGUCUGGCAUCGACUUUCCUUCUUCUGGAUCUAGGCUAGUGGCAAGGCCCCCGCAUUUUUGAGAUGCUCCUACCCCACAUCUUGAAUGUCUCCCAUUUAUGAAAUGGAUUGUUGUAUUUUACUGUAAAAGUGGUUAAUUUGAUAGAUAUUGUGACACACCCCCUAAACUCAAACAGUGCAGAAUAAUGCCUGGCUGGAGGGGGGAUGGGCCACAUAAGCUCAUGUAACCCAAUAUUGCAAGCGCUGAUAUUGCUCAAAUGUAGAAUACAAGUAGGCACUUGUCUGUCCUACAUACACAAUCUUAAUGCAUGUUGGAAAUAUAGAACUGUAAACACAAAGAUACAAUAGGCGGAAAUGUCAACUAUUAAUAAUUCUGAUGAAUGUAAGCUUUACUUUUUGGUAGCUGAUUAGUGAAAUUUGAGCUCAUUCAGUGCGGUAUGGUCCUGCCUGACAAGAAUACAUACAGUUACACAUGUUUUUUGAUGUGGCUAUUGUAAUCUGCUCUAAGGAAAACAAGUGGGCUCAGACAUCAGAAUUAGAUUUUUUGGGUCCAAGGUUCCUUGGGAACUAAACAAAACCUCCAGGGGACCAUGACACAAUGUACUAACCACUUUAGGUGACCAUUUCGUGAUGUUCCGGGGACGUCCUUAUGACUCGUUGUUUGCAGGGACGUUCCCUUGGGACCAUCACGCAACGUCCUAAUGACUAGUAAAGUUGAAGUCCUGAGAACAUCCUAAAAAGGUCCUCAGUGACAUCCUGGAAACUUACAGGGAACUAGACAAAGGUCCCCCAGAGAACGUUCCCUUGGGACCAUCAUGCGACGUCCCCUUGACCAUCAUGAAACGUCUGAUUGUGGUCAUUGAACGUCCCAUGGAUAAAAAUGUUGCCCGCACUACAGACGGCAAUAUCGGUCAGCUAAUACAGGACUAGUAAAGGCCCAGUGCACUACUUUUGUGAUUUUUUAAAUAAAAGUCUCCUUGUCCAGGAGAGAUUUACACUGAUAUCAAAACGUCACUCCAGGGUAAGGCUACACGAAACACAGCCCUUAUUUUAAGUGUUUCUAAAAUCCCCUAUGGGAAAAAUGAAUGGUGGAAAAACGAUUGGAACCAUUUCCCUGUUUAACCGCUAGGUUUUAUUGGUAUUAUGACUAAUACUGUGGUACUCUAUAGGCAACUUUGUAUUUGUAGUCAACUUCGUUCCCAAGUUAUCGGCGGUCAGAGAGAGACUGAUAAACAGCUUGAUUAUAUGUUUAGCAGAGAUAUCUUCUGUGUAUAAAGUGACGCGGAACGGCAAAAAAUCCAUUAACAACGCACUUAGCUGGUCUACGAGUGGUCUGCGUCAGUCGGUAAAUAACAAGCGUUUUCAGUGCAACUUUACAUUUUAGUCAUUUAGCAGACGCUCUUAUCCAGAGCGAAUUACAGUUAGUGAGUGCAUACAUUUUUCAUACUGGCCCCCCGUGGGAAACGAACCCACAACCCAGGCGUUGCAAGCGCCAUGCUCUACCAACUGAGCUACAGGGGACUGACGAUGGUUUUGGGAAACAACUCGGAGAUUUUACGAUGUGCCUACAAAGGUUCUAAUGAUGAACUUAGCCUUAAGAUGCUUUUGGGAAAACGGGCCCUGAAUGAUGCAGGGGAUACUCCAGUAGUUGAAUGAUUAGUUGUCUGAUUGUAAAGGAGAGUCUGUGAAAGGACUGUCACAAACAGACCUGCCUUUAGAGUUUUUUUAUGUUGAAUGUGGCAAAAAGUCUUGCAGGUCCGUCCUACAUAUUCAUUUGGAAGUCGGUUAGGAUGAUAAUUUGGCUGAUAUUAACUGUGGGUAGUUGGCUGUGAUUAUGGUCUGAGGCAGGCCCAGCAGGAGAUGAGGAGAGUGACCGACCCAGUGAGGUGACCUCAGGUUAAUUAGAGGUUACUUGGAGUGUAGGUCUUAGACUAUGACUAAGAAGCAUUAUGAGGGACGUAGCACAGCUCCACACACAUAUACAUUUCAAGAUGAUCCCUGGACUGUAGAGGGAUUGCAGAGGCGGUGGAGCUGGUCCCGUGUAGCUCAGUCGGUAGAGCAUGGCGUUUGCAACACCAGGGUUGUGGGUUUGAUUCCCACGGGGGGCCAGUAUGGUAAGAAAAAAAGAUGUAUGCACUCACUAACUGUAAGUCGCUCUGGAUAAGAGUGUCUGCUAAAUGACUUAAAUGUAAAUGUCAAGCAAAGUGCACAAAGGCCACUAUAUCACAGUCAAUCCCCAGCCACCGUAAACGAUGACAUACAGCAUCUUUGUUUAAAUUUGACUAUCCUAAGGGGCCUCUUGUUUGCCAUAGCAUAUAUCCUUAAACGGAUGUUGGGAUUACUGCAAAGUUUCCCAGACCAAUGCAUGAGUCAGCUCAACCUGAACAGCAUCAGAGUGCACCGGUACACCCAAUGUGCAUCACGACUGCAGUGAGCCAGCAGAAGGUCAUGUUGGAUUCAGGCAGCCGUAUUGGAUUAUCCAUUAAUCAAAGCUCACUUCUAAAUGAUAAGGAGGUGACUUAAGAGCCCAAUCCUGGAGAGGCAAGUUGUAGAGCUAGGGAAAGGGUGUCAGAGUCCAGGGUUGGAUUCUCCCAGUUGUCUCAUUGAUCCUCAAAGGCUUGUAAAUUUGAAUAUUUGGUGUUGCCAUGCCAAGCAGUCUGCAGCCUUUAAAAAAAAUUAUCCAGACAAAGGUGUUUGAGUGUAAUUAUGGCAGGCAUAUUGGAUUCCCAACGAAGUUGAAUUACACAAAAAUAGUAUUGAGUCAGGUCAUAAGAACAGUACACAAAUCUGAAAGAUGUCUCAUUUAAAACCUCUCUAUAUACAGGUGAUUUAACCACCAUUUAAUGGUAAUGUGGCAGCCAUAUUGGAUUUUGGACGUCAUAUUGGAUUUGGAGUCAAAUCUAGGGGUUCCCCUAACGUAACCGUAAGAGUCGGUGCUGAACAAUUAAAAUCCACAGAGAAAUUUUGACACAAAAAAAAAAUUGUAUGAUUUUUAAGUAAUUCAUUUGCAUUUUAUUGCAUGACAUAAGUAUUUGAUCACCUACCAACCAGUAAGAAUUCCGGCUCUCACAGACCUGUUAGUUUUUCUUUAAGAAGCCCUCCUGUUCUCCACUCAUUACCUGUAUUAACUGCACCUGUUUGAACUCGUUACCUGUAUAAAAGACACCUGUCCACACACUCAAUCAAACAGACUCCAACCUCUCCACAAUGGCCAAGACCAGAGAGCUGUGUAAGGACAUCAGGGAUAAAAUUGUAGACCUGCACAAGGCUGGGAUGGGCUACAGGACAAUAGGCAAGCAGCUUGGUGAGAAGGCAACAACUGUUGGCGCAAUUAUUAGAAAAUGGAAGAAGUUCAAGAUGACGGUCAAUCACCCUCGGUCUGGGGCUCCAUGCAAGAUCUCACCUCGUGGGGCAUCAAUGAUCAUGAGGAAGGUGAGGGAUCAGCCCAUAACUACACGGCAGGACCUGGUCAAUGACCUGAAGAGAGCUGGGACCACAGUCUCAAAGAAAACCAUUAGUAACACACUACGCCGUCAUGGAUUAAAAUCCUGCAGCGCACGCAAAGUCCCCCUGCUCAAGCCAGCGCAUGUCCAGGCCCGUCUGAAGUUUGCCGAUGAUCCAGAGGAGGAAUGGGAGAAGGUCAUGUGGUCUGAUGAGACAAAAAUAGAGCUUUUUGGUCUAAACUCCACUCGCUGUGUUUGGAGGAAGAAGAAGGAUGAGUACAACCCCAAGAACACCAUCCCAACCGUGAAGCAUGGAGGUGGGAACAUCAUUCUUUGGGGAUGCUUUUCUGCAAAGGGGACAGGACGACUGCACCGUAUUGAGGGGAGGAUGGAUGGGGCCAUGUAUCGCGAGAUCUUGGCCAACAACCUCCUUCCCUCAGUAAGAGCAUUGAAGAUGGGUCGUGGCUGGGUCUUCCAGCAUGACAACAACCCGAAACACACAGCCAGGGCAACUAAGGAGUGGCUCCGUAAGAGGCAUCUCAAGGUCCUGGAGUGGCCUAGCCAAUCUCCAGACCUGAACCCAAUAGAAAAUCUUUGGAGGGAGCUGAAAGUCCUUAUUGCCCAGCGACAGCCCUGAAACCUGAAGGAUCUGGAGAAGGUCUGUACCAAAUAUUAAGUUCUGCUUUUCUGAUGUAUCAAAUACUUAUGUCAUGCAAUAAAAUGCAAAUUAAUUACUUAAAAAUCAUACAAUGUGAUUUUCUGGAUUUUUGUUUUAGAUUCCGUCUCUCACAGUUGAAGUGUACCUAUGAUAAAAAUUACAGACCUCUACAUGCUUUGUAAGUAGGAAAACCUGCAAAAUCGGCAGUGUAUCAAAUACUUGUUCUCCCCACUGUAUGUGCCUCCCCCCUCCAGCCAGGCAUUAUUCUGCACUUUUUAAGUUUAGGGAGUGUGUCACAAUAUCUAUCAAAUUAAUCACUUUGUCAGAAAAAUAUUUUUACACAACCAUCCAAUUCAUAAAUUAAAGACAUAAGAAAUGUGAAAGAACAUGGUUGUAUUUUGUUCUAUGUCGGGUAGGGAUAUCUAAAAGAAAAAAAAAUGGGUAGGGGUAUCUCAAAAACUAACACCCGUUUUGAGGAUUGGUCUCUAGUUUGGCCCAGGCUGGUGUUAAAUUUUGAUUGCUCCACGUCUGAUAAAUGGUUUACACGUCUCAUUGUCCACAGACGGCUAAGCUGCAGCUGGCAAAGCAGAAGGCUCAGGAUCACCCAGAAGACGAGGGCUGUCAGGAGAAGAUCCAGGAGGUCAAGCAGGAGUAA
Messenger RNA from Coregonus sp. 'balchen', 6847 nucleotides. Lineage: Eukaryota; Metazoa; Chordata; Actinopteri; Salmoniformes; Salmonidae. The record is from the annotation of a GenBank genome assembly.